CCAGUUUGCGUUUCCUUAUUUACUAGAGCAGGUCUGCUGCUUUGAUACUGCAUAGAUUAAAUUUGCCCGUGUUUUACCAAGUAGAUCUAAAGACAAUUGCAAGGGGCACACUGUGGAAUUAAUUUCAAAAACUAUGUUUUUUCUUUCUACGCACACAAGGCGGUUUCGUCGUAUUUAACCGACAAAAGACUCCGAAAAAAGGAUAUGUCCUUUUUUCCUGUUUGUUUCUCUCUGCAGUGAAACUAAGAAAUAAGGAAAAUAUACCACAAAAACUGGAACACAAACAUACGUGUGUGUGCGAGAGAGAAAGGGGUUAAAAAGAACAUUUGGAGAGUUUCACUAUGGAAGAAAAUGAUCAUAGCAACAGAGAUGCGGAGCGCCAGGAUUCGGGCGAUGAGUCCAAUAGGGCUAUUCUACCCCUGUUGCAGGCUCCUGGAAACCUACUCCCUCACAGAAUCACCAACUUUUACAUCGACAACAUUUUGAGACCAGACUUCGGUCGCAGGAAAGAAGGAACCAGGCGAGACGAAAUUAAUAUAGUUGAAAGAGAGAACCGCUGUCCAUCGGCUCCCGGAUCAGGGCAGGUAGGAGCUCCAGUGUCAGGGGAAGGAACCUCGAGCCCUCACCCUGUGAGCGCGUCUAAAAAAACUGAUAUUACCGCGGACGCACCUCUGAAAACCCGUGCAGAGACUGGAGAUCAAUGUUUAAGCUCAGAUUCGGAUUGCUCGCAAAGUAACGCUGUGCAGAAUAACCAACCAAUGCUUUGGCCAGCUUGGGUAUAUUGCACAAGAUAUUCAGACAGACCUUCAUCAGGACCAAGAUCCCGCAAACCAAAGAAGAAAAACCCAACCAAGGAAGACAAGCGUCCAAGAACAGCCUUCACAGCGGAGCAACUCCAGAGACUCAAGAACGAAUUCCAGAAUAACCGUUACCUGACGGAGCAGAGGAGACAAGCUUUGGCACAGGAACUCGGUCUCAACGAGUCUCAAAUCAAAAUCUGGUUUCAGAACAAAAGAGCGAAGAUUAAAAAAGCUUCGGGGAGCAAAAACUCACUUGCGUUGCACCUGAUGGCACAGGGACUAUACAAUCACGCCACAACAGCAAAGGACGACAAAUCAGACAGUGAUUAACGUGAAGGACAGGACAUCUGAAAUGCAAUAAUUCUAAACAAGGGCCAGUGUACAAAAUACCAGCAUUAAACGGAGGAAAACUAUAUGUAUGAGAUUUGAUUUUGCAAUAUUAUAUGUAUAUAUACUUUAUGUGUACGGUGGUGUCAAACUUUUUCAAUUAGUAUCACUGCUGUACACCUACUGAAACUUCAGAUAUAGUGCGCGAGGAAAAGGACGCUUCUUUAUUUAACAAAAAGGGGAGCGAUUUGAUUGACACUUGACGUUGAGCCACAUGUGAACGUGUUUAAUCCAUGCUGAAGUCCAAAGAUUUUCUCCUGCUGCAUUCAGGCGACUGUGAUUUAAAAUAAAUGGUAAAAAUGUUUUAUCUGAUUUAGAUGUUUGUUUGUUUCCAUGCAUAAUUUUAUUACUGGAUGAAUGUUUUACUUGUGUUACAGAGACAUGGUAUUUAAAAAAAAAAAGACAACGUUGCAUAUCAUCAUAUCAUGCUUACAAUAAUUCACUAUAUUGUAUUUAAAAGAUCUAUGGUCUAAAAUACUAUCCAAGUAUGCCACACAUCCAAUGUCCUCACAUUUUCAGGAAAUAGAUCAGACAUCUGAAUGCAUACGAGUCAGUAAACCUCAAAACUACACUUCUAAUGCAAGUACUUGACUUAAGUUGUUGUCUGUUGGAUUUAGCUGGGAAUGUACAAUAAAAGUUUUCUCAUCUUCUUUUUCCAAAUGGGUAUCCGGCAAGUUUUUUUCCCCCCCGGUAUUUGCGUUUUCAUCCUUUUUAUACUUUUGUAUGAAGUUACAAUUGUUACUGAGCCGAAAAAGCAACUCUACUGUAAGGUUAUUAUUUGAAUAUUACCA
This is a messenger RNA of Labeo rohita (rohu), 1978 nucleotides long. It is a transcript of the gene en2b, whose product is annotated as engrailed homeobox 2b. Gene Ontology annotation, biological process: multicellular organism development; regulation of transcription by RNA polymerase II; neuron differentiation. The coding region runs from base 342 to 1130 and encodes 262 amino acids. The record is from RefSeq and is a predicted model, not a curated record. Gene Ontology annotation, cellular component: nucleus. The transcript has 2 exons. Gene Ontology annotation, molecular function: RNA polymerase II cis-regulatory region sequence-specific DNA binding; DNA-binding transcription factor activity, RNA polymerase II-specific. NCBI's taxonomy places the organism in Eukaryota, Metazoa, Chordata, Actinopteri, Cypriniformes, Cyprinidae.